GAAACUUCGAUCGAGAAAAAGAACGAACUUCAUUCAUCUCUUCUUUGAUUUGAUUUACCGAUCGUGAAAUCAUCUGAAUCGAUCGCCGGAAAAUGGAAGGAGCCGGCGCACGUCUCGGUCGUCCAUCUAGCCGAUAUGCCCCUACAUCGACCGUAUUCAGUGGACCAGUCAGGAAAUGGAAGAAGAAAUGGAGUCACCCUAGCAUAAACAUCAUCUCAAAGCAUAAUCAUAGUAAUAACUACACUACAAACGGCAAUGAUACUUCGAAUCUUGUUCUCUUCAAGUGGAUUCCCGUUACUCAGAGCCAGAACAAUGGAAGCAAGGGUUCUACAGAAGAUGGCUCCGUUAUUGUUGAAGAAGAGCCGACUAAGCGCAGAUUCCGAUAUUUCCCGGUUGCUGUUUUGGAAGAUCAGAAAGAUAGUGAUUCAAAGCAAGCUAAUGAUGAGGAAAAAUCAAAUGAGAAUAUUGAGUCAAGUUCUGCGAAUAAUGGACUAGAUGAAAAACCUGACAUAAAUGAUGCAACCAUUGAGGAAAAUCAGGAUCAAGAUGAUAAUCCAGUAGAGAGGCAAGAUACGAAGGAAAAUUUAUUGGACUUAAAUUUGGGUUUGAAGGCUAAUGAUGGCGAUCAUCGCAUGGAUACAAAGAUGGAUGACGAUGAUGAUGAAACUGAAGAGUAAAAUUCUAGUGGUGCCAAAUAUUGAUGGAUAUGGGCAUUUUUUUAAGUUCAUAGUGAUGUAAUUGGUCGAAUUCUAGCCAGAGAAAAGCUAAACAAGUUGUUUCUUUUUUCUAUGCCAUUUUCAUCUUUGUGACAGACAAGCAUAUUAGACUGUUAUUUUGUUGGCCCUUUUUAGGAGCUCUACUGAUAUAUUUUCUAGCUUAAUAUUUCAAUAUGGUUUUCAGA
Impatiens glandulifera is the source of this 901-nucleotide messenger RNA. Its product is annotated as kinesin-related protein 4. The transcript is spliced from 3 exons. The record is from RefSeq and is a predicted model, not a curated record. NCBI's taxonomy places the organism in Eukaryota, Viridiplantae, Streptophyta, Magnoliopsida, Ericales, Balsaminaceae. Bases 93 to 677 code for a protein of 194 amino acids.